Molecule: messenger RNA, 1182 nt
Organism: Parastagonospora nodorum SN15
Lineage: Eukaryota; Fungi; Ascomycota; Dothideomycetes; Pleosporales; Phaeosphaeriaceae
Exons: 2
Coding region: 1-1182 (393 amino acids)
Source: RefSeq, a predicted model, not a curated record
AUGGCGCGUUCAAAACAAGUUACCAAGAAGACGGAGACGGUCAUCGAGGCCCCGGUUACCACCAAGGUUGCAAAUGGCACACCAUACCAACUGGACCCGUCGCAGGUUGAGCGGGCCGCGAAAGCCCUUGUGUCGCACAUGAAGAAGCAUGUCGAGGAGAAGGAUGAGAAGGCUGCCGUGAAGAAUCUGGCAGACGACGAGGACGAGGCAAAAGACAACGACCAGCCAAUCUUCCUCAGCAUAUCCACCAAGAAGCACGUCAACAAUACCACCAGCUUGAAGCCUGCCAAGAUUCCCCUGCCGCACCCCAUCAUCCCCAACGACGUCCGAGUUUGCGUCUUCACAAAGGACCCACAGCGUGCCUACAAAGACCUUGUCGCAUCCGAUGCUUUUCCAGCUACUCUCCGCGAGAAGGUUGUCCGUGUUCUUGGUGUGGACAAGCUGAAGAAGCGAUACAAGUCCUACGAGCAGAAGCGCGCGCUUCUCGCAGAGUUUGACGUUUUCAUGGUCGACGACAGAAUCAUCAAGAUUGUAGCAGAGUUUCUCGGAAAGACAUUCUACGCAGGCAAAGCCAAGCGCCCAAUCCCCAUCAGGCUCACCGCUGGUGCAUACAUCGACAAGAGCGCGAAGAAGGACAGCAAGGAGUCGCAGAAUGUAGUUGGCACGCCCCAGGGCGUAGCAAAGGAGAUUGAAGCCGCGCUCAAGUCCACAUACCUCAGCAUGAGCCCUUCAGCAAACACGUCUAUCAAGAUUGGCGCACUUUCCAUGAGCGCCAAGCAGCUCACCGAGAACACAUCCGCCGUUGUUGCUGCUAUAAUACCCAGGUACAUCGAGCAAGGCUGGCGCAACAUCCGUUCCCUACACCUCAAGGGCCCUACGACGAAGGCGCUGCCCAUCUGGCUCGCCGAUGAGCUGUGGGCUGACGAGACGCAAGUGCUCGACCAGCCAUGGAAGGGCAAGGGCGUCACUGAAGGCAAGACGGCCGAACGCAAGAGGAAGUGGGAGGAGUGGGAAGAGGAGAUGCUGGAUGAUGAUGAGCUUGCGGCGAAGAAGGCACAGCGGGAGGCGAAGAAGGCAAAGAAGGAGAGGUCAAAGGAAUCUAAGAGCAUCAGCAAGGAGAAGCGCAAGGCGAUGAAGGAGGCUGCACUAUCUGGUGUACAGACGCCUUUGAUUGCCAGCUGA